Hyla sarda is the source of this 3228-nucleotide messenger RNA. RefSeq names its product gap junction delta-2 protein-like. Lineage: Eukaryota; Metazoa; Chordata; Amphibia; Anura; Hylidae. The coding region runs from base 960 to 1862 and encodes 300 amino acids. Gene Ontology annotation, biological process: cell communication. Gene Ontology annotation, cellular component: connexin complex. The transcript is spliced from 2 exons. The record is from RefSeq and is a predicted model, not a curated record.
AAUCAGCUUAUAAUAUGGCAGAAAAUCUCCUCCCAUCCAAUAGAGAAAGAGUCAUUUAUCCGGAUUAACCGAGACAGCAGCAUGUGGAAGAGAGACAGCGAGAGAGACAGACCGGGCUAAAGAAAGAGCGAGAGAGAGGGAGAGAGUGUGCAGGGGAAAGUGACAGAGCGAGAUCGCAGGGUGGAAGGAGGGGAGGGAUCUACAAUAAGGAGUGAGGGGGAGACAAAGAGAGAAGAGGCAGAGGGAGGGCAGAGAAAGGUAGAAGACAGAGGGAUGCAAUGACACAAGCAGAGGAGGGGAGACAGCAGGUAGUCUCAGGGAAAGAAUGGGGGUCUGGGGGAGGAAAGGUGAGAGAAGGAGAUGGCAGAGAGGAUGAGAUAACCUGGAAAUGAUGCUGAUCACUGGCAGAGAAGCAUCUCAUCUGGACCAGCAGCUUUUUCAGCACUGGACAGCAACCUGGCUGAGGGAGCUGGGUAGGGGGGAGCUGUAAGCAGCAGAAGAAGCAAAUUUAGACGGGGGUCAAGAAGAGGGGGCGCUUCUUCUUUAACUCAUUAAACAGGUGCUUGUUAGGGGUUGGCUUCUUGCCCGACAGACCAUUGUCAUUUAUUCUCAUUCUAGAGUUAUUGAUCUUAGCCGUCGGGGCAUCGAUGUGGAAGGGGCGUGUGUUUCCCAUGUAGGAGGAUUUACCAGCCAUCUCCUGGAAUAGGUGACCAGUAUGAAGGAAAUGCUACUACCUGCCCCAUAUAAAAGAUUUGGGGUGAGCUGAGGACAAGACUUUAGGCAUCAAAGAAAAGAGGGGAGUUAUGGCUCUCCCCAUCUCCUACUGAGGAUGUUUUCCAGGAGUGAUCGGUAAAAUAAGAAGGUGGAAAUUCGUAGUAAGGAAAGGUGGUUGGAGAGGGGGGCCAGCUCGUUCCUCCCCGGUGUCCGAGCUGAGCACGGCGGGGCAAGAGGCAGACGUGAUGGGCGAGUGGACCAUACUGGAGCGCCUGCUGGAGGCUGCAGUACAGCAGCACUCCACCAUGAUAGGGAGGAUUCUGCUGACUGUAGUGGUUAUUUUCCGCAUAUUGAUUGUGGCUAUCGUUGGUGAGACGGUCUAUGAAGACGAGCAGACAAUGUUCAUGUGCAACACUCUUCAGCCUGGCUGUAACCAAGCCUGCUAUGACCGCGCUUUCCCAAUCUCCCACAUCCGGUACUGGGUCUUCCAGAUAAUCCUUGUGUGCACACCCAGCCUCUGCUUUAUUACAUACUCUGUCCACCAGUCUGCAAAGCAGAGAGACCGGAGAUAUUCCUUUCUCUACCCCUUACUAGAGAAGGAACUGCCACGAGAAAACAGGAGAAUGAAAAAUAUUAAUGGGAUCUUAAUGCAGAACCCAGACUUGUCCUCCAAAGAUGAACCAGAUUGCCUAGAAGUGAAAGAAAUCCCAAAUACACCCAAGAAAGCAGCGAAAAGCCCCAAGGUGAAACGUCAAGAGGGAAUUUCCCGCUUCUACAUCAUUCAGGUCUUCUUUAGGAAUGCUUUAGAGAUUGGCUUCCUCGCAGGACAAUACUUCCUUUAUGGCUUCACUGUGCCACCCAUCUUUGAGUGUGACCGCUACCCUUGUGUCAAGGAAGUAGAAUGCUAUGUGUCUCGGCCAACUGAGAAGACGGUCUUCCUGGUCUUCAUGUUUGCUGUCAGUGGCAUCUGUGUGCUUCUUAACUUAGCCGAGCUAAACCACCUUGGGUGGCGAAAGAUUAAGACGGCCAUGAGGGGAGUACAGGCUCGCAGGAAGUCAGUGUGUGAGGUGCGUAAAAAGGAGCCAUCCACCCUGGCUCAAGUGCCAACUUUGGGGAGGACACAGUCCAGUGAGUCAGCUUAUGUUUGACCCCAUGUGUGGUCAUGCCAAUGGUUUAGAGAUCGUCUCUAUACUAUAGAGAAUGUAAUUGGAACACUAUUAUGGCAGAGAAUGGUGCCAGUCUUCCAACCACCAGUGGAGACCCUCAAAACUAUGUUAGCAGCCUGUCAAUAAUUUUGGCUGCUGGCUUUUAUGGGAAGCAAAGUUUCAAUUUAGUGGGGGAGGAUGGGGUGGGACAUGUGUAAAGGGUGGGAGAUGAAAAUAUGGACAAUUGCUUUUUUACUACAACUUUGGGCCUGUAAAUUCAAGAGUUUUGCUCAGUAUUAUUAUAUUCUGCAACUUAUCUCGUUUUUAUAAUGUCAGCCACUGACAGACUGAUGAUGUUGAAGAGUAGUAUACAUGUAUCCUCCAGGGUGUGUAUAAAUAUAGAAAAUCUGCACUAACUAAUAAGAAGCCAUAACGACAGGCAGGGAGGACAAAUAAAUACGACAAAUAGGGGUUCUUUAAGAGAGGAGCUUGAAAACCUCUCACGACUGUUAUAUACCUCUCACCUCCCACUCAAUGCGAACUCCCUCCAACAAAAUCCUCAUUCACACCUCACCUGCUCCCGAAACAGAAUUGCCAAUUACAAAACCUGCUAAGGAGCCAGGAAUUUCUUUUUCUGUUCUAUUUUUUUCUGUAACACAUAUCAUGAAUUAAGAAGGGCAGAAGAACACCCAGCAGGUAUGGUGAGAGAACACUGGAGCAAAAAGGGUCAAGGAAACAUUCUGACAUUGAUAGAGCAAGGAAAAAACCUUACACGUAUUAUAGAAGAAACAGCAAAGAUCCUAAUUCAUGGACAGGGAAUAAGGAAUAGCUAAGAAGAUAUUAGAAAAAUAAAAAAACAAAGCCAAGGAGACAAACAGAGGGAACAUUGUAUUACUACACCCAAUAGGCAUAUAAAGUAAACAUUACAAUAUUCCACAUAAAGGUUUCAAUGCUUUAAUUUAAUAAGGAACACAUGGUUGUCACAAGCUGAACAACUGGCUGUUUACGUGACCAGAUGUGAUGGGGAGAUGACGAUAUCAGGUAGGGGUUAAAAUGAACCCUUCUGGGUACCAACCAUCUUAGACCAAUUGUGGUACUGCUGCCUUUUUAUAUGACAGAAGAGCCACUGGGCCACUUUCAGCCCCUGGCCUGUGUAACCAUGACCUCUGCACCCGGUAUCAUUACACCCCUGAAAUGGAAUGUGUAUCCCUAAGGCUCCAAUCUACAAACUGCCUCUAAUGCUAAGAAACUCCACAAAUUGGCAUAUUACACCCCAUGUUUACUCAAUCUACAGUAGGGGUAUUCCAGGCCAAAACUUUUUUUUAUAUAUCAACUGGCUCCGGAAAGUUAAACAGAUUUGUAAAUUACU